AUGCUGCGGUCCCGUUCCCGCUUGUGCUGCACCCCCGGCUCCCGUCCUGUCCCCGCAGCGCUGCUCCCGCAGGUGGGGUCCAUCCCCUUCUCCCUUCCCUCGCUCGCUCCCGGAGCCCCGGCGCUCCCUCGCCGUGCGCUGCGCUCCCUGCACCCCAGCUCCGCAGCACCCCCCCGGGCUCCCCCCACCGCCCCAGCAGCUCCCUUCGAGCCCCAGCUCCCCUGCGCCAGGACCGCACCGGGGGCACCGAGCGGGCGGGAGGAGCCAGCCCGGCCCUGCCUGCGCCUGCCCCCGAGCCCCGGGACACCCGGCACGGGCAGCGCGAGCGGGGGCGCCCCGGACCCGAACCCGGACCCCACGGAGGGAGCGGGGUCACCCCCACGGCCCCGCCGCUGCCCCUGCCCUGCCCGGGUCCCUGCGCCCGGGAUGGAGCGGGCGCUGCUCGCGCUCUGCCUCUGCCUCCUGGCCCCCGGUGAGUGUCGGGCGCUGCGCGGGGGUCUCGGGGGUCCCUGGGGCCGGGGAUGGGGCCGGCGGCGCCCGCUCCAUCCCCGCUGUGGUCCCGCAGGCGGCCGCGCGGCCCCGGGCAGGCUCGCCCAGAAGCUGCUCCACGACCUCUUCGCCAACUACUCCAGCGCCCUGCGGCCCGUGGAGGACACGGAGCGGGCGCUCAACGUCACCCUCCAGGUCACCCUCUCCCAGAUCAUCGACAUGGACGAGAGGAACCAGGUCCUCACCUCGUACCUGUGGGUGCGCCAGGCCUGGCUGGACGCUCACCUCACGUGGGACAAGGAUGCCUAUGGUGGCAUCGACAGCAUCCGCAUCCCCAGCAGCUACGUGUGGCGCCCGGACAUCAUCCUCUACAACAACGCCGACGACCGCUUCGGCGGCUCCAUGGAGACCAACGUGGUGCUGCGCUCGGACGGGCUCAUCCUGUGGGACGCGCCCGCCAUCACCAAGAGCUCCUGCAAGGUGGACGUCUCCUACUUCCCCUUCGACGGGCAGCGCUGCCGCCUCACCUUCGGCUCCUGGACCUACAACGGGAACCAGAUCGACCUCCGGAACCGGCUGGACGCCGGCGACCUCACCGACUUCGUGGAGAACGUGGAGUGGGAGGUGCUGGGGAUGCCGGCCACCAGGAACGUGGUCACCUACGGCUGCUGCUCCGAGCCCUACCCCGACGUCACCUACACGCUGGUGCUGCGCCGCCGCGCCUCCUUCUACAUCUUCAACCUGCUCCUGCCCUGCCUCAUGGUCUCCUUCCUGGCCCCGCUCAGCUUCUACCUGCCCGCGGACUCGGGCGAGAAGGUGUCGCUGGGGGUGACGGUGCUGCUGGCGCUCACCGUGUUCCAGCUCCUGGUGGCCGAGAGCAUGCCCCCGUCGGAGAGCGUCCCCCUCAUCGGCAAGUACUACAUCGCCACCAUGACCAUGAUGGCGGCCUCCACGGCGCUCACCAUCCUCAUCAUGACCGUGCACCACUGCGGGCCGGGGGCUCGCCCGGUGCCGCCCUGGGCGCGCUCCCUCAUCCUGCGGCACCUGGCGCGGCUCUGCGGGCUGGGGGGCGGCUGCGGGGCCCCGGGGGAUGCGCCCCGAGAGGGGGGACCCAGCCCCGGGCCCUGUCCCCGGCACCGCUGCCUCUGCCCGCACGGCGCGCUCCUGGAGCACGUGGCCUACAUCGCGGGGUGCUUCCGGCGGCACCGCGCCGCGCAGCGCCGCAGCGGGGACUGGAAGCGGGUGGCCAAGGUGCUGGACCGGUUCUUCAUGUGGCUCUUCUUCCUCAUGGUGCUGCUCAUGAGCCUGCUGCUGCUGGGCAAGGCGGCCUGA
Messenger RNA from Neopsephotus bourkii (Bourke's parrot), 1821 nucleotides. RefSeq names its product neuronal acetylcholine receptor subunit alpha-10-like. Bases 1 to 1821 code for a protein of 606 amino acids. The record is from RefSeq and is a predicted model, not a curated record. Lineage: Eukaryota; Metazoa; Chordata; Aves; Psittaciformes; Psittacidae. Gene Ontology annotation, cellular component: postsynaptic membrane; synapse; neuron projection. The transcript is spliced from 4 exons. Gene Ontology annotation, biological process: regulation of membrane potential; chemical synaptic transmission; signal transduction. Gene Ontology annotation, molecular function: acetylcholine-gated monoatomic cation-selective channel activity; transmembrane signaling receptor activity.